Molecule: messenger RNA, 3031 nt
Organism: Coccinella septempunctata (seven-spotted ladybird)
Lineage: Eukaryota; Metazoa; Arthropoda; Insecta; Coleoptera; Coccinellidae
Product: zinc finger protein GLI4-like
Exons: 6
Coding region: 142-2226 (694 amino acids)
Biological process (GO): regulation of transcription by RNA polymerase II
Cellular component (GO): PcG protein complex; transcription regulator complex
Molecular function (GO): RNA polymerase II cis-regulatory region sequence-specific DNA binding; DNA-binding transcription factor activity, RNA polymerase II-specific
Source: RefSeq, a predicted model, not a curated record
UAUUUCAAUUUAUUAUUUCCAAUUUUCCUGAAAAAUGAAAAAUGUAUUUUCUAAGUUUAGAUUAUUUCAUAAUUUUCCGAAUAUUUUUUAUUUGAAACAUGGGAUUUAGUUUGUACAUAAUCGAGAAAAUACCUGAUAAAUAUGAGUUUGUGGAUUGAGAACAACGAAAAUCAUCAUGAAACAAUUUCCAUUCAAAAUAUGCAAGGUCAAUUGAGUUUUAAAGUCGAAGAAAAUUCAGGAAACCAAAUAAGGACAAUCGGCAAAUACGAUACAUAUUCUGAUAGAGACAGCUUGGGAGAAUGCAGAUACAAUGGUGAAAAUAGAUUAUUGUCCUAUGUAGAACUGAGGGGACCCUCCGUAAGUACUACCUUUGAAUCACAAAAUACUGAAGCGACAUCAUCAGAAAAAUCCAGAGAUAAUGCACAUAACAGAUAUCAAUGCAUGUUUGAAGGUUGUGCAAGGACAUAUAGCACAGUUGGAAAUUUGAGGACACACAUUAAAGCACAUAACGGUGAAUAUAAGUUCAAGUGCAAUGAGGAAAAAUGUGGUAAAACUUUUCUCACAUCUUAUAGUUUGAAAAUUCACCUAAGAGUUCAUUCAAAAAUCAAACCCUUCAAAUGUAACUAUGAGGUUUGUGAUAAAGCUUUCAAUACCUUGUAUAGGCUUAGAGCUCAUGAGAGAUUGCAUAAUGGGCAAACUUUCAAUUGUGAAAGUACUGGCUGCUCUAAGUAUUUUACCACUCUCAGUGACCUUAAAAAGCACAUAAGAACGCAUACCAGAGAGAAGCCUUAUAAGUGUAAGGAAAUAACAUGUGGAAAAGCAUUCACUGCAAGUCAUCAUUUGAAAACACACUUACGUAUUCACAGUGGUGAACGUCCAUAUGUCUGCAAGGAAAAUCAUUGUACCAAAGCAUUCUCCACCCCACACAGUCUCAAGUCACAUCUUAAAACUCACCAAAAAGCUCAGGAAGCAGCUAAUAAUGCAACCAAAGAUACAACCAAAGUUAUUCUAAAGCAAGCAUUAACUAAUAUUGCAGUAAAUGGUGAUACUGUCACAAAUAAUAUAAAUUCUGGUGCUUUACAGUGUGACAAUAUGAAUUUGAAUGAGAAUGAAAGAUAUACCUGGCCAUUCAUCAACUCAGGAGGUCAUGUAGAAACAGGUGUAUCGCCGCUCCACCAAACCAUAGAUUUUUCUCACUUAUUCACCACCAAUAACCUGGAACUUCCAACCCCUGUUGUCACAGCAACUAUCAACCCAGCAAGAUAUGCUGCAGUUAUCGAGACCGAUUUCAGUGAUGAAUUUGAAACUGCUAAUAUUCUCAAGAAUUACGCUACCGUCAACACCACAGAACCUAUUCCCACUCAGCUUUCAUACAACAUUGGUUCCGAGAAUGUAGAAAACGGAAAAGAUGGUGAAACUUUGAAUGAUACUGAGAUGAAGCUUGAGGAUAACUCGAUCAUAAUGGAAAUAGAGAAGGCUGAUAUCGAUACUUACGACGUAAAUUUAAACGUUAAUUUAGUGAAUAAUUUCGAUGUGGAUAUGCUGGAUAGUGCUGUGAGGCAAAUGGGUAUAGGAAUCAAUGAACGAAAACCAGCUGCUGAAACUUUUUCUGAGGGAAUUGAUGUCACCCAACAUACACUGAAUUCAGUUCAAGACUCUGGGGAAUUGAACACACCCGAAAUCUUAGGUCCUGAUCAAGAAAUUGCGCCCAACUGGAUUGAUGCCUUCAACUUUCAACCUGAUCAGGACAUCUCUCCAUUGGAGAAUAGCUUACCCCAGAAUGAUAUGGAAUUUGAUAUUUUUAAUUUUCAAGAAAUUUUAGACAACACAGGCAAUAAUAAUAAUAGCGAUCAUUUGUUGAACAAUAACGCUACUCCGAAUCAGUCGAAUAAAACAGACUUACUGAAAUCUUUGGCAGCUGAUGCUGAUAUUUGCAAAUGUCAAGAUUGCGGAUGUACAACGGAAUCCAGUUGCAAUAAUUGUUCAUCUGAAUCAAGUAACAUAGGUGGGGAUAUCCCGAAUAACUCGAUGACCUAUUUAGAUUUAUCACAGCUUAACAACGCGGUCAAACUGGAAGAUGAACAGUGUUGUAUUUUAGUUUGCUUAAAAACACUGAAACAAGCUCAGCAAGUUUUCGCCCUCACAAAUUGUUGCGUCAACGGUCAAAAUUUCAAUAUGGGUUGCCUCAAAACCAAUAUUUGCAAUACAAUUUUUGAGAGCUCAUAAUGCCUUUAGUAUUUAUGAAAAUUUCAUAUGAACUACAACAUUUCAAAGUACAGAAUGUUCAGAUCAAUUCCUGUUAUUCAAGAAAGUACUGAAAGUUUCAUUAUUUAGUGAACAGAAUAGAAGUUUUUUUAUUUUUUUAACUCGAUUGUUGUGAUCUCUCAUCUCUUACAUGUGCCAUAGUUUUUACGGUGGAACCAUUGAAGUAUGAUAACUUCUGAGGCCAAUAGAUUUGGUCUAUAGCAAAGCAGUAAACUGUCCUCAUCUUGAUUGAGUAGAAUUUCCCUACCAAAUUUAGAAAAAGGAAUUGUAUCAUGAAUUUUCAUUGUUAUAUUUUCCUUGUUAGCACUAGUUCUUGAAAAAAAAUUUUUUUCUAUGAAAUCUUCGCCAAUACAUUUCUGCAGCCAAAUCUAUUGUUUUGAAGUUUCAUCCAUGUUACCAAAUAUAUUCUUCAUAUUUUCAGUAUAGUUAUAUGUAUAUGCAAUCGCGAACAUCGAACAGUACCUCUGAAAAAGUGCCUUAAAUAUUCUUCCUUAUACAAUUUGAUAUAGCUACUAUUUUUUAUGCAAUUUAUACCGAAAAUCGGUGAAAAUUCCUUGUGCAAUAUUUUAUGAACGCCUACUACAAAUUUGUUUUGUUAUCCUGUUAUCAGUGUUGAUUGGUUUUCAACUUUUUUAAUAUUUCCAUAGUUUAUAAUCUUGUGUUGUGUCUCUUUCUGUUGUUAUUUUAUAUAAUUUAAGUAUUAUUGCUAGUCAUAAUAGUGCAACCUUUUAACUAACGACUGAUAAUAAAUUUUUAUCUGACAAAA